Molecule: messenger RNA, 1368 nt
Organism: Arabidopsis arenosa
Lineage: Eukaryota; Viridiplantae; Streptophyta; Magnoliopsida; Brassicales; Brassicaceae
Source: the annotation of a GenBank genome assembly
CACUGCCGCGUGUUCUCCGACGGCUACCUCCGGCGAAAGCAAUCACAACCUUCACCGGUUUCUCGACGGCUCCAACGUUUGGCGAAUUAAAUACAUACUCUUCUCCUCUUUGUAUUUGUCUUCGCCUCUUCUCUGGACUGUCCAUCUUCUCCGAUGAAUCGGACCGCCGCCGUCACCGUACAUCUCAGUUUCGAAAUUGUUUCAGGUGAAGAGCUCCGAAGCUUCUCUACUUCUCCGGUGAGACCGACCACCGCCUCCUCCGAUACUCCGAUACCUUUCAACACGAUUUUAGAAGUCUUCAAGAGAAAUUACGGUCUUGAAUCACCUCCUCUUGGCCAUUUACUCCAAUCUCAAGCCAUACAGCAAUGGAUCUUAAAGCUGCUUGAGAAAGGUCAGAUAAUCAUAAGUACUCCUGAGAAAUGCAUUGAGAUAGAGGAUGAGAUGGAACUCUCUCCUCUCAACCUUGCUUCCGAGUAUGACAUGAUUCCUAUACGGCCUGGCGAGGAGGACACUGUUCGAAGAUUAAUCAAUCACCAGAGCAAUGGCUGGCUGAAUCUUGCUCUGCUAGCUAUGGAAGUAAGCCAGAUGGUGACUCAAGGCAUGUGGGAGCGGGACUCCAUGCUUCUGCAGCUCCCUCACUUCACAAAGGACUUGGCCAAGAGGUGCCAAGAGAAUCCGGGGAAAAAUAGUGAAACUGUAUUUGAUCUUGUGGAGAUGGAGGACGAAGAGCGCCAAGAGCUUCUCAAGAUUGAAGAGGUGAACCCAGGGAAAGAGGUUACAUUGCAAGUGAUGCUUGAGAGAGACAUGGAGGGGAGGACAGAAGUGGGACCUGUGGAUUCACUCAGGUAUCCCAAGACCAAAGAAGAAGGAUGGCGGCUGGUCGUGGGCGAUACCAAGACGAACCAGUUGCUAGCAAUCAAGCGUGUCUCAUUGCAACGGAAAGCGAAGGUGAAGCUGGAUUUCACAGUACCGAGUGAACCAGGAGAGAAGUCAUACACACUAUACUUCAUGUGUGACUCCUACUUGGGGUGUGACCAAGAGUACUCUUUCUCGGUUGAUGUCAAAGGAUCUGGCGCUGGAGAUCACAUGGAAGAAUGAUUUGUUAUUCAGGUUAGUUCCACAGUUUUCUGGUCAUAAUUUUCGGUUUAAGAUUCUGUACAUGGUUGUAGUUUUUGUGUUACGAACUUUGCUUUACUAGAAUCUGCUUUGUGCAUUGACCAACUCGCUUUCAUAUAUCGUGUGAGUAAUUUGUUCAUCAAUCUGCUGAGUGUUAUUUUUCUGCUUCCUCUGUUUUCUACUUUUCUUUUUGCAUCACUGCUAUAUGAAAACUGCUUUGUGAAUCAUGUCUCAUAAAUCUCACAUGCUGUU